Molecule: messenger RNA, 1775 nt
Organism: Didymella exigua CBS 183.55
Lineage: Eukaryota; Fungi; Ascomycota; Dothideomycetes; Pleosporales; Didymellaceae
Exons: 3
Coding region: 103-1740 (545 amino acids)
Source: RefSeq, a predicted model, not a curated record
UGUGUUACGAGCCGUCUCCAGCAGCUUAUACCUAAGUUUUGCGCUUCCUAGACUUUGCGCGUUCUAUCAAUCACCUAAGCUUCUUGUUGAGGAGCAAGCAUCAUGCAACAGAAGCUAAAAUCCGUCUUUCGAAAGUCCAGUAAAUUGAGGAGCUCGUCACGCUCAGACGAGCAUUUGGGAAACGAAUCUCAACACGGCGAAGCAAGCCCAUCACGCGCCGAUCGACAGCCCGUAUUCUCGGACAAGCACGAUCGCACAUCAGCCGAUUCAUCUGCAAUUGGGUCUAUCUACACCGGCCGCAGCAGACCAGUCAGCUCCAUCUACGAUGAUCAACGCCAGAACCAACUACCUGUUAGGCAAUCAGCUGCAUCUGCUUCCGCCGACCACAACGGCGGUGCCAUAGCGAACGACUACAAGGCAUACCUGCCGGCGCUCUUACCGGUAAAUGACGACCAUGGCGACGAGUACAUCACACUUAGUGGGGACAGACGACACAUGAAGGGGGAGAGCGAGGCACGCCACGAGGAAGAUGUCGCCGACCGCAACAUUGCACGUUAUAGUACAUCGAUCGAUGGUGGACAUCGCAGCACAGUUGGUGUCGCGCACAAUGGAUCAGCUGUAUCUUCUUCAACUGCUCCUGUUUCGAACCUCCCAUCCGCUCAAGUACACUCGCGCAAACAAUCCGGGGCCACGCUGAGCUCAGUUUCGACUGGCGGUUAUGCUGGGAAGCAUACUCUCGGCGACAACAUCACAGCCAAUGGUGGUCUCAUCGACGGUAUUCGCCCGCACGCUGAGUCAAGUGCAUAUGAGAAAGGAUUUGCGAAGAAGUCGAGCUUCCCUCCCAAGGCCGCUCGUGCGGAGCCAGGGUGCGAGAAAAGGAAGCCUAAUAUGUCGGACAGCGACAAUGACACGUCCAGAGCACCACAAGAAACGUACGAGGUCGCAGGAUCACACUCUGGCGUACAUCACAUUAUUAUGGAUGGGACGGCAGAUAGCGAAGAGACUGCGCUGGCCAGAAAGCUGCGUGAGGAUGGCGUUGUGGAUCUCAGAGACACUAUCGACACAGAUGGAGACAUCACAUGGGCUCCUGCCGUCACACACGAAGUGAUCAAGCCACACCAGCACGAGGUUGUUCAACACAAGAUCUAUCGCGAGAUUCACAACUACGAACACUUCCACCGUAUACAGCCUGUGAUGAUGACAGAGGUUCUCCCGCCUCGUCAUUGGAUUCCCAACCCAAAUGGAGAGGGACUCAUCGAAAUCUCCGCCGAUGAAUUGCCCGCUCGUACAGGCGACAAUCGUUGGUGGUCGAUCUGCGAGCAUUCGAGUCCUCACUCCCGACGGACGACUUUGCCCAAAUAUCGAAGGGAACCUGAGAUUAUCGAAGCCGGAACGUUCAUGACCGAACAAGGGUUCGAGCGAAAAGAAACGAUCAUCAUUCACCCGCCGACACUUGCUGACCUUACUGGCUACGGCGGACCUGUCCAAGCCAUGCACUUCGAUCACAAGACUGGCAAAAGCUGGAUGGGCGAGCUCACUACGAUGGACAGACUGCACGAACUCCAACAGGAGCUUGAUCGCGCGCUGGACGCACAAGGUUUUGAGAUGGGUGGACUUCACAAGGCCCUCCCUAAAUUGUCUUCGCACUCUGCUUGUAGGGGCUCCACUUCUAUGCCGCUCCGCAGGCCAGUGAGCGGUCACUCUACGCUAGAUGUUCAGGCUUCGAGAACGAGUAAUUAACGACUUGGCUAUUCACCAAUGAUAUUGUACCUGCU